CCUCCUCCUCCGCGCGGGGGUGCGCGCGCCGUCCGGGGCGGGGCGGGCCGCGGCGCGUCAUUUCCGGCUGCGGGCCCUUCCCGGCCGCCAUCUUGCGGUGUGGGGGGACGCGGGGGGCCCGGCGGCGGGCCGCUCGAUGGGACGAUGCAGCGCGUGGGGCCGGGCGGGGCGGGGCCUGGCGCCGCGCUGGGGGCGGGGCCGGGGCGCGCGCUGCUGAGGCGGGAGCUGCGGCUGCUCGAGUCCAUCUUCCACCGCGGCCACGAGCGCUUCCGCAUCGCCCGCGCCUGCCCGGACGAGCUGGGCUGCGAGUUCCUCCCCGGCCCGGCCGGCGGCGGGCCGGUCCGUAUCCAUGGCAACAUCACGGAGGCCUAUCCGGCUGUUCCCCCCAUCUGGUCGGUGGAAUCGGACGACCCCAACUUGGCAGCAGUCUUGGAGAGGCUGGCCGACGUGAAGAAGGGCAACACGCUGCUCCUGCAGCACCUGAAGCGGAUCAUUUCGGACCUCUGCAAACUCUACAACCUUCCCCAGCAUCCAGAUGUGGAGAUGCUGGAUCAGCCCUUGCCUGCCGAGCAGAAUACGCAGGAAGAAGUGUCCUCGGAAGAGGAAGACGAGGAAAUGCCCGAGGACACGGAAGAGCUGGAUCACUACGAAAUGAAGGAGGAAGAGCCGGUAGAAGGAAAGAAGGCGGAAGAUGAUGGGAUUGGCAAGGAAAACUUGGCUAUUCUUGAGAAAAUCAAAAAGAAUCAGAGGCAAGAUUACUUAAAUGGGGCGGUGUCUGGGUCCGUGCAGGCCACCGACCGGCUGAUGAAGGAGCUCAGGGAUAUCUACCGAUCGGCAAGUUUCAAAGGUGGAAACUAUGCAGUUGAACUAGUGAACGAUAGCCUCUACGAUUGGAACGUGAAACUCCUGAAGGUGGAUGAGGACAGCGCCUUGCACAGUGACCUGCAGAUCCUGAAAGAGAAAGAGGGGACCGACUUCAUCCUUCUCAACUUCACGUUUAAGGAUAACUUCCCCUUCGACCCCCCCUUCGUAAGAGUGGUGUCGCCUGUGCUCUCCGGAGGGUAUGUCUUGGGUGGAGGAGCGAUCUGUAUGGAGCUUCUGACAAAGCAGGGCUGGAGCAGCGCUUACUCGGUGGAAUCUGUGAUCAUGCAGAUAAGUGCCACCCUGGUCAAAGGCAAAGCCAGGGUCCAGUUUGGGGCAAACAAAAAUCAGUACAGCUUGACAAGAGCUCAGCAGUCUUACAAAUCCUUAGUCCAGAUCCACGAGAAGAACGGCUGGUACACGCCCCCCAAGGAAGACGGCUAGCCGUGGGGCCGACGGAGCGGACCCACCCGGACCCCCCCCCCCCCCGCUGGACGCUGUGCUCGGAUUGCUGAGGACACUUUCCUCUUUCUCCCAGGACAGGACUCUGCCAGCUGUUUUUGCAGGACAGCGGAGAGCAGCUCCGACUGUCCGUUUACGGAAUUAUAAACUCUCGUCGUGAGCAGCCAAGGCCUGGCUCGGACCCGCCAUGGCAGGCAACUCGCCAUCACCCUUAUUAAAAGGAAAAAAAACAAAACAACACACACAACCACACUCAUAGAAAUGAAAACUCCCGCAUCUCUCCUCUCGCUGGAAGCUUCCGGCUGUGCUGCAGUUCUAAAUCGCCUCUCCUUCCGCUAUGGAUUUAAUUUAUUUUCUUAUUUUCAUGUACACUGCUCCCCCCCCCUCUUCCCCACCUAUCCCCCCCCCCUUUUUUUUUUUUUGUUUUGGUUACAGUGUAUGAUGGAUGUCUAUGGGGAAAAAUGUAUCUUUGGAGAACAAUUACAUUUGUUAAUUUGAA
Candoia aspera is the source of this 1822-nucleotide messenger RNA. RefSeq names its product ubiquitin conjugating enzyme E2 Q1 (gene UBE2Q1). The record is from RefSeq and is a predicted model, not a curated record. Lineage: Eukaryota; Metazoa; Chordata; Lepidosauria; Squamata; Candoiidae.